AUGACUAGGUUAUUUUGGGCCAUAGUGCUCAUAUCGAGCUGCCUUGGAGCAAGUAUUAUUUUGCAAUCAGCACUUAAACUCUUUUCAACUGGCGCCGCGUCUUACUCCGUCGAAACAAAUUACUUAGAUUGGAACACCCCUUUCCCUGCGGUGACAGUUUGUGAGCAAGGUGAUAAUGGACGGGUGAAGGCAUUUCUAAAUCAAUACAAGCUAUCUCCGAAUUUGUCUUCAUUUUACAAAGUGGUUGCGUUCUGGAAUCUGAAGUACUGUAGAAUUUGCGGCUCCUGUAAGAUUAAUGACACUUGCGUUGAAAAUUUCGAAAAAGGCAUUCAAAAGAUAAGGCACAGUUGCUCUGAAUUAUUGACUGACUGUUGGUGGGGCGGUCGACAUUUUAAAUGCUGUGACGAGUUUCACCCGAUCGAAACUGAAUACGGAGUUUGUUAUGUAUUCAAUACAGCUGUGCUCGGUAAUAACAGUAUCCUGACGUUUAAUAGGAAAGUCGGUCUGGUUGACUUAGUUUUCACUGCUAUAGAGCUAGUUACAGUAAGAAUCCAUGCCCCAGACGACGUGGUAUCCGCCGCUCUGGAAAAUAUAUUAGGUGAUCUCGCUUCUUUGCCCCUUGUCACGGAAUUCGAAGCGAUUUUAAAGGUAGAACAAACAGUAAAUGAUAUAUCAGUAUCGUCACUAUCAGAGACCAUGCGCGGUUGUAUCUUCAAAGACGAUGUCCCUCCUAUCGCCGGAUGGCCUUUUAAUAGAUACACGUAUAGCGGGUGCUUGCUGUACUGCAGAGCGUUAGCUCAGUAUAAUUCUUGUAACUGCACUCAUCAUUUCAUGGCUAAUAUUGCUAAAAUUCCAGCCUGUAACAUUAAAGGUCUGGCAUGCUUGUAUCAAAACCGAGAUGAGUUACUAAAAUACGAAUGUAAUUGUCCAACGGCCUGCGAUGAGACGAUCUAUAAAAUUGUUCAUUUGUUUCACAAUCGAGUGAGCGGCAACUUGUCACCGGAGUCAAUGAAGCGGGGAUCGAGAGCUAGAGUGCGAUUCGCUCAACUACCGAGUCUUCGAGUUCGAAGACUCGCCAUUAGGGAUACAUUAGGACUCGUUGUGGACAUUGGGGGGGUGGGGGGUGUUUUCUUCGGAGCCUCCCUCCUUAGUAUCAUCGAGUUGAUUUAUCUCUUUUGUAUUCGUUGUAAUGGACGUCAAUAAGUAUUCAUUUUGUUCCUAAAUAGUUUCUUACUUGAUGCUAUAUUGUACUUGGAUAAUAAAGCUUAAUAAAUUCUGACGCCAACAAUAAAA
This is a messenger RNA of Melitaea cinxia (Glanville fritillary), 1293 nucleotides long. RefSeq names its product sodium channel protein Nach-like. Lineage: Eukaryota; Metazoa; Arthropoda; Insecta; Lepidoptera; Nymphalidae. The transcript has 10 exons. Gene Ontology annotation, cellular component: membrane. Gene Ontology annotation, molecular function: ligand-gated sodium channel activity. Gene Ontology annotation, biological process: sodium ion transmembrane transport. Bases 1 to 1203 code for a protein of 400 amino acids. The record is from RefSeq and is a predicted model, not a curated record.